GGGCCAUGUCGUCUGGGAAGAUGUCAGCCGGGGCCAGCGUUCCCGUGGUCCUUCCGGCCCUUAGCCUUCGCCGGCGGCUUCUGACCAACGGCUCCGAGUUAGGCACGCCGUCCCCCGGACACCACCGCCGCCGGCUCCACGACCCCACCUUCGAGGCCGCCUACGUCCUGCCUGGAGGACAGGGUCACUUUAAAGGUCAUUCUGCAGCGGGGACGUCCACAGAGCUGUUCCACCAGUCAGCCUGCCCUAACCUGCGGGUCACCAGUAGCCCCAUGAUCGUACAGAGCCUGGGUCCAAGCAGAACCCACGGCCCGGGCACCAUGGCACCGCCUCAUCCUCCAGCACACCCGCAGGGGGUCCUGGUACCCAGUACUGAUGCUAGAUCCCUGCACUCCAGAGAGUCCCUGGCCUCCACCACCCUCAGCCUGUGCGAGACCCAGUCCAUGAUGAGCGGCCGGCAGGACUGGCCCCAGGGCUACCGCGUCCUCCCUCCUCUGGGGCCCCUGAUGGGCUCGCCGCAGCCCGGCCCCGACGGCGACCACUUCAGCCUCAUCCUCUCCCCGGUCGGGACCUCCAUGUCGGGCGCCACCACCGUCUCCGGCGGCGCCGCCAGCAACGCCGCCUCCCUGCCCUCGUACCUCUUCACCUGCGACCCCGGGAGCCCCAAACUGGCGGCGGCGUCGGCGGCGGCGUCGGCGGCGGCGGCGGCGGCGGCGGCGGCGGCGUCGGUGGCGUCGGCGGCGGCGGCGUCCCGCUCUAAGAAGCGGGCGCUCUCCAUGUCCCCGCUGUCGGACGUCAUGGGCAUCGACUUCAACUCCAUCAUCCGCACCUCGCCCACGUCGCUGGUGGCGUACAUCAACGGCUCGCGGGGCUCCCCGUCGGCCCUGUCCGUCCUGUCCCCGGUCGGGGCCGGGGACGUCUACGGACACUUCCUGGGCGUCAGGGGGAGCUACAUCCCCCAGGCCGACGGCCACCACGGAGCCCUGGCCCUGGUCCAGGCGCCCGCGCGCGGCGGGUCGGAGUGUGGAGGUGGAGGUGGAGGAGGGGUUGGAGGAGCUCUGGAGUACCAGAUGGCCAACAUGGUGGUGGAGCAGCAGGUCCUGCCAGGGGACGCGGGGGCACCGGAGGAGGCCCCGCUGGGCUGCAGUAAUCCCGGGGACGGCCUGCUGCCGUCCGGCCCGCUAGACCCGUCGCUGUUGAACUGCGUCCAAGGAACCGCCUCGGCGCCCCAGGGCCCUCCCCCGCCGUACCACGCUUACCACCGCCGCCACCGCCACCCUCACCACCACCACCGCAACCACCCGCACCUCCACCCUCACCGACCUCCCGAUCAGGACAGCGAGGACCCCGCCUCAUACGGCGCGGUGCCGGCGCCGCCGCGCCACAGGCACACGUUCGGCUUCCUGCCCCAGGAGCCGAUGCUGGAGGAGGAGGACGGGGAGCUGGACGACUACGGGAGCCACUGCUGCCGGUGGGCGGACUGCAGCGCCGUGUAUGACCAGAAGGAGGAGCUGGUGAGGCACAUCGAGAAGCUGCACGUGGACCAGCGGCGAGGCGAGGACUACACGUGCCACUGGGUGGGAUGCCCGCGCAGGCUGAAGGCCUUCAACGCCCGCUACAAGCUCCUGAUCCACAUGAGGGUCCACUCGGGGGAGAAGCCCAACCAGUGCCCGUUUGAGGGCUGCAAGAAGGCGUUCUCGCGGCUAGAGAACUUGAAGAUCCACCUGCGUAGCCACACCGGGGAGAAGCCGUACCAGUGUCAGCAUCCCGGCUGCUACAAGGCGUUUAGCAACUCCAGCGACAGAGCCAAGCACCAACGCACACAUCUGGACACAAAGCCUUAUGCGUGCCAGGUCCCGGGCUGUAUGAAGCGCUACACUGACCCCAGCUCCCUGCGGAAACACGUCAAGUCCCACUCCACCAGAGAACGGCAGCUCCGCAAGAAGCUCAGGCCUUCUGCCAGUGUCCCCGAGGAAGACCUGACAAGCUGUUUGACCAUCCAGCCCCUGCAGGCCACCGUCUCUCCUCCGGGCCACUCGCCUGGAGCGUCCAAUGAGCUACCUUCAUACCCCGUUUCUCUUCAGGAGCAAGAUCCCUCGGGGAUGUCUUGCAUGUCUCUGUUCUGCACCUUGAAGGAAACGUACAGAUUUGUCGAUCCGUCCCCCCACCAGCAUGUCCCUGGAGGGCCCCAUCACCAUCCCCACCAUCCCCACCAGCACCUCAACCUCCAGCCCCGGGGGUCUUGUAGCGCCUCUUGCUGCCCUCCUACCCCCAGCCCACCACAGCAGAACAAGCAGCUCAGCCAUGCCGACCACAUUCCUCCAUCGAUGACUGAUCUAACAAACCCAGAGCUCUCCGGGCAGAUGGAGUUGCAUUACUCUCCCAUGGUCGGCGCUGGAAUGGCUGGGACACAGUCCACUGCGUGUCUCCUGAUGCCCAGCCAUGCCUACGGUGACGACCUGUCUUCCAUGCUGAACACCAUACACAGCCCGGCGGACAUCGCACGCAGACCUCAGGCCGCCAUCUCAGAAUUUGACGUCUACAUCCCAGGAUGUGAUUCCGGCCAUGCAUGAGGAACAGUAUAUCGAAUGCAGUGAAACGCUGCCCAAGUCAUCUGUCGUGCAUCUCUAUUAAAGCAGACUCCCUCCGGUGACGGGCACUAUCACACGUGCACUAUCGCUGCAGGUAACAGGUUCUUUCCGGCACAAGCGAAAAUAAUGAAGCAGUUUAACUUGCUGCUUCUUACAGCACACACAGGGGUUAUGUGUUAGUGUCUGAUAUUCUGCAUAUUUCUCUGUGCUUUGAUAAACAUGAUUUGUUUUUCGUUGUUUAAUAUAGCGCUGAAUGUCGAUGUUUACUUUGAUUCCUUUUUUUUACGAUUGUAUAACAUCGUCAUGUUGUAGUUUAUUAUGAGACUUUUGCACAUCAUUUCGAACAUGCGUUGGAACAAAAAAGCACAUAAGUGGUAAUUUAUUAAGUCAAAGUUGAAUUGUAACCAUAGUAACAAUAAACCCCUUUAACAUGCCACUUAAGUAUGCAUAGCUGUUGUAUUUCCAGACGUUGUUUGUUUCUGUGCCAAGAUCUAAACGAAAGAUUUCUGCUGGUUCUUCGAAUUAAUUGUGAAAAUUAAUAAAUAUUUUGCACUGCUUCACCAGAAAGUUGAGGUUCACUUUAAAUAUUGUGGUUAAAGUUAAAAUUAUAUAUUGUUCAGUUGGAAUAUUUUUGCACUCAAUGAUUAAACCUUCAUCAUGUUUAAUAUCAGUUUGUC
This is a messenger RNA of Gadus chalcogrammus (walleye pollock), 3268 nucleotides long. RefSeq names its product GLIS family zinc finger 3 (gene glis3). The transcript has 11 exons. Lineage: Eukaryota; Metazoa; Chordata; Actinopteri; Gadiformes; Gadidae. Gene Ontology annotation, biological process: regulation of transcription by RNA polymerase II. The record is from RefSeq and is a predicted model, not a curated record. Gene Ontology annotation, cellular component: nucleus. Bases 6 to 2573 code for a protein of 855 amino acids. Gene Ontology annotation, molecular function: DNA-binding transcription factor activity, RNA polymerase II-specific; RNA polymerase II cis-regulatory region sequence-specific DNA binding.